Molecule: messenger RNA, 1551 nt
Organism: Puccinia triticina
Lineage: Eukaryota; Fungi; Basidiomycota; Pucciniomycetes; Pucciniales; Pucciniaceae
Exons: 8
Coding region: 1-1551 (516 amino acids)
Biological process (GO): lipid metabolic process
Source: RefSeq, a predicted model, not a curated record
AUGUCAAUACUAGAAUCCCUCCCGUGUCCUCAAUCGCCGUGGCUAGCAUGGAUGGGUAUCCCGUUAGAGUUGCUCCAAGCUAUAUUUUUACAUCCAUAUUUCCAAAUCAACUACCCAAAGGCGACAAGGUGGUACCGAUUGCUAGUGAUACCGAUCUGCGUCUAUUUGGCACUUGCAACAGUGCCGCGAAGGACUUUUUUACCUACAGAUGAAUAUAUACAUUUUAACUUUGGUUUUGUUACUAUGCCCACUUUCCACUUUAUUUGUUUAAGUAUCAUCUAUGGCUUUCACCAAGGCCCGGUUUUCAAAUCUGAAGUCGAGCUAUUCGAUCAGGAUUCUGAAGAUCAAGUUGAAGGGCACGCCGGAAAACCUGAAGGGGAGGAACCAGCUCAACAAGGUGACGAUUAUAAGAAAUCAGAGGUCAAACAUUCGUCCAGUGAUGUGAGGAGCCGUAAAUGCAAAUCCAAACCACGAUCAAAAUUUGUCAACAAUACCACAGGCGAAAAGCACAAUGAAAUUGCUCCGGCGGAUCAAACUUCUACGGCACAGACUACUUCAAGGAAGGUCAGCCUAGAAAAACCGCCUUCAAUUGGCGAGCUAACUAGAUGGAUAUCGGCCUUGAUUAUGAAUCCUCGAGGAUUGAUUUGUACUUGGUCUCCGCCAGAAAAUGUCGUACCAAUCCAACGGAACUUGAACUUUAGGAAAUUCAUGAUGAAUCUUAUCUUGAGAACAGUGAUAAUGCAUUUCUGGUUCCAAUUCGUCUGUGCUCUUGGUGUUGAAAUUGUCAUCAACUCGAAUGCGGACGUGGAUCAUUUCCUAUUCGAAAGACUAGGCUUAACUCCGUGGAGGAUUGCCAAGUUUUAUACGCCGUUCUUCCUGACGGUUGUUUUAGGUGGAGGAGCCUAUAGUGGGUUCGCACUUGCGGGUGGAUUAUUCAACAUAGUUGAAAUUUCAACCAUUUCAUUUUUACGAUUGAUCCUACCCGCAAAUAGUUCCUUUAGGCCAGAACCUGUGAAUCCAUCAAAUUACCCUGCAUUGUUCAAUGAUCCUUGGUUCAGAACGAGUUUGACAGAAUUUUGGGGUAAAGGUUGGCAAGCGGUGUUCAGACUUCAUUUCUUAUUUUGUGGGGCCCAACCCAUGUAUAAAAUUUUCCAUAGAUAUGGACCAACUGUAGGAAAAUUGGCAGCUGUGAUGGGCGCGAUGGGAUUGAGUGCUGCUAUGCAUGAGUUUUGCCUGGUUGCGGUGUCAAAAAUUGAUCCAACUUUUGCUUCUUUUAGGAUGUUCCUUGGUCAGGGAAUCGGGAUAGCUUUAGAGGCGAUCUUCAAGCAAGUUACUGGUCAAAAGGUUUCUGGACCCCUAGGUUGGGCCUGGACUUUUGGUUACAUGAUCCUCAAUGGAAGACCAAUGGUAGAUGCUUGGAUACAACGCUCCUUAGGCAGAGGAGUAGUACCAUUCAAACAAUGGGGACUGAUGCAUUUUUUGGUUCCAUUUGGCCCUUUGAUUACGGAUGAGGUGUAUGUUUAUUUGAUGAGCUGGGUCAAGAUUUUCUAA